Molecule: messenger RNA, 10171 nt
Organism: Chara braunii
Lineage: Eukaryota; Viridiplantae; Streptophyta; Charophyceae; Charales; Characeae
Source: the annotation of a GenBank genome assembly
CCGGAUUCAAAGGAGGGACACUCGCUGGAGAGAUGCUUUGCCAGCUGAUUUGAAGUUGGCCUUCGCUCUGUACAGAUGGGCGACGGCGGGUUUUACCGUCAAUCCGGGAACGACUUCGGGAUCGGGUUACACAGCGCCGCACGAUGCACGAACGACGUCGCAAGAGCUAUUUGUGCAGAGUACGGUCAUGUUUUGUCUUGGUCGACAGGCGCUCGCUUGCAGGCGACCCUCGACUAUUACGAGGGGAAAGGCUUCCCCGGGUGUUUCGGGGCCAUAGACUGUACACACAUCUAUAUUGAAAAACCAUGUGGCGGGGAAGUGAAGCCGUACUUCGAUCGCAACAAACAGUACUCAAUCCAAGCGCAGGUUGUGUGUGAUGAGAACAUGCGCAUACUGGAUGUUGCCGUCGGAGCACCUGGUUCUGUUCAUGAUUCACGUGUUAUACGUCUGUCUGAUCUGUACUGGCGUGGAGAGGAAGGGAGGGAACCUUUCACGUGGAGGACAAAUGUGUUGAUGGAUGGCGUGGUGGUGGGGAGAUAUCUGAUGGGAGAUGUUGGGUAUCCAAUACUAUCGUGGUUGAUGAUGCCAUUUGGUGGCACUGACCAGACUGCGGAGGAGAUAUCCUAUGACAACAAGUUCUCUGUCUUGUGCAGCGUGAUUGAAAGGUGUUUCGGCAGGUUGAAAGGAGUGUGGAGAUGCCUUGGGCGUAAGCACAUCGCAAACAUGAAGAAUAUUUGUUAUCAGUUUUUUGCUUGUUGCAUUCUACAUAACAUCAUUAUCAAUGAGGGCAUACCGGUCGACGACGAACUGCUGCGACGGAGACCGGAUGAGCAGUGCGAAGACGACGACAACGAAGGACCACCUGCGGACGAUGUCGCUGAUGAUGGAGAUGAUGAUGGCAAUGGGUAUAAACCUGUAGAGUUCAUGUCCGUUAGGAUGCCUUUAGAGAAGGUAGCGGCGUUGACCUAUGAGAGGGAACUCUACGCUCUUAGGCAAGCGUUAGACCACUGGAAGCACUACUUGCUUGGGAGGCACUUCAAAGUCUACUCAGACCACGAGACAUUGAGGUGGCUGAAGACUCAGGCCAAGCUGACACCUAAGCUUACUAGGUGGGCCGUAGAAAUAGACCAAUUCGACUUUGAGCUUAAGUCUGUCAAAGGGAAGUACAAUGUAGUUGCGGACACUCUGAUUAGGAGAGCAGCCUACUUUGGAGCGAUGGAACAAGCUGGAGACGAGCCAAAGCGGGGUGAACGAACACCUCCUUUCCAAGGGAGGGAGGGGGAAACAGGGAUAGGCCAGGAAAGCCCUGCUGACGAGUUCUUAACUCGAGAUGAAGAAGGAGAACAAGAGCAGAGCAACGCAGAAGAAGAGGAAGGACUGUCAGAUAUGUCUGCGGACGUUCCAAUUGACAUUCACGGAGAGCUGGAGCGUGACCGCAGAGUGUUGAGGGCGGAGAAGAGAGCGGUCACUGACAUUGGGACGUCGAGGAACAAGAAGACUUCUUCGCAAGGUCCGCCGACGACAGUGGCCACAAAGAAUCUUCGUCAGUCGUGCAUGGAUGACGCCCUCGAUCCUAAGUCGCAGCAGGACUUGGACACGUAUUUCCCGCAGUGGUUUUAUGUCAGCGGCAUCCCGUUCCACACGGCAAAGAGGUCAGAGUACAAUACGUUCAAGCAACACCUCACGAUAUGUCCCCUUCGGGUGCAUCCAUCCCUGCCCAACCAUCGCCGCAUCUCUGGCAAUGGUAUUGUCAAGCAGCACAGGGCCGUUGUUGAGAUGUUGGAUGGAGAAAACUUUGCGAAGGUGUUCGAGGUGGGAUUCGAAGGUGGGGCUAAAGACGAGGAUAUCAUCGAGGUAGAUCACGACACAGACUUCGAGGAGGUCGCGAAAGAUGUGAUUCAUGGUAGAUUGGAAUGUGGCCGGGGCAUUGGUGAGUCCGAUGGGCAUCACGAGGAACUCGUAGUGCCCGAAGCGAGAGCGAAAGGCGGUCUUGUGGAUGUCCUCCUCACAGAUGCGGAUCUGGUGGAAGCCAUUGCAGAGAUCAAUCUUGGUGAAAUACUUGGCUCCACGGAGGCGAUCAAGAAGCUCGGAUAUGCGAGGGAGUGGGUACUUGUUCUUGAUCGUGAUCCGGUUCAGGGCACGAUAGUCUGUGCACAUGCGGAGUCCCGAGGUGUCGUUCUUCUUAACGAAGAGACAAUUGGUUCCGAAGGGGGAAGAGCUAGGCUUAAUGAAUCCUUUCUCAAGGAGUUCAUUAAGUUGUCGCUUCAUCUCUUCGGCAUCAGGGGUGGAGAGCUGGUACGGGGGGCGACAAGGAGGAGAGUGGCCGGGCUUGAGAUCAAUGGUGUGGGAUACACCGCGAUCGGAAGCGAUGGGGAGUCAGUGGAUGACAGGGAUGGCGUGGAGGGAGAAGGCUUGUUAGAGUUUGGUGAGGAAGAGGAGAACGUCCUCAUGGGGUUGGCCCGAGAAGUUGAGGUGAUAGUGGAGGUGGAUAAGAGGGGUUUUGAUUGGGGGGGGAUGGUUGAUGACUGUGUGACGGCGGGGGUUUUCGCCUUGGGCAAGAGGGGAGGUGGAGUGGCCACGGUGGAGGUAGUGGUGGAUGAAGAUGGCAGAGAUGUUGAUGUGGAGGUUGAAGCGGAGGCUUGUCCGGAGGAGGGGGUGGUUUGGGGUGUGGAGGAGGGGGGUGUGGUCGUGGUGACGACCGUGAUGGCGGGGGUGUUUCCCUCGAGCGUUGUGACACGGUCGGAGAUGGCGGCCAUGGUGGUGUUGAUGGAGUCAAGGGAGGAUUGGAGGGCAGUCAACGUUCGGAGGAAAGUUGAGUUCCGGGGUGGUGGUGGUCGAAGUUGGCGAAGGACAAAGCACUACUACUGCCCCUAUGCGUAUACAACAUCGAAUGGGACAAGUUCGUUGAACAGCCAUAAAUGUCCUCUUGAGAACAGGGAGGCUGGGUCUUUGCGGUGUUUUGUGGGCAAUAUUGAACCUAUUGCUGCACAAAAGAAAAAACUGGCAAAUGCAGCAGCGUUGAUGUGUUGUGAGGACCUUCGUCCAUUUUCCAUAUUUUCUGACGCAGGUUUUAUAAAAGUUGCACAAGUCAUUUUGGAUGUUGGAAUUAACAUUGGCAAAGGCAUGCGAGCGGAAAGUCUGGUGCCUGCGCCGAACACAAUGAAGCAGCAGAUAUUGUUGACUGCUGAAUCUCUUCGAAAAAUAGUGAGUGAAAGAGUAAAAGAGCACUUCGAGGAGGGAAUAUGUGUUGGGUUCACAAUUGACAUGUGGACAAAUGCAAUGAGGAAAAACUCAUUUGUGUCUGUCACAAUUCAUUACAUUGAUAAUUAUUUCAAGCUGCACAAUAGAACCUUACAGGUGAAGGCAUUUUACGAUGAGGCGCACACUGCACCUCUCAUUUUGAAGGCAUUUCGAGAAUGUCUCGAAGCGUACGGAUGCACUGAUCCGGAACUGUGUUUUGUGUGCUCGGAMAGUGGGUCAAACAUGUGUGGAGCAGAGRGCAUUCRGAGUGUGUACCGGAUGCUCYCGUGCGCAGAUCACAAAAUCGCAACCAUCUUGACCACAGUCUUGAACAAAACCACAACGGUGAGCAAUAAGGUGACGUCCACUCCUUUUUAUAAGUUCUAUGACACCGCACCUGAGGUUUUUGACAUGAUUGAUCAYUGCAAAGARCUGGUCAGGUACUUCAAGCAAGCAAAUCUUCAUAACAGUUUGAAAACCACUUUGAAGCAAGAGAAUGCAACACGGUGGAAUUCAUUAUUAAGACUGUUAGAAAGUGUCGUUGAAAAUUAUGAAGAUAUUACGAACAUUCUUGUCAGUCGAACUGCAAAUCAUGCGAUUCUCAUCGCAAAGAUUGACCGCCAGCUGUUGGAAGAGUUGGCAAGGUUCCUAAGACCUUUUCAGGCGGCAACCUUAAAGCUUGAGAAAUUUCUUGAGCCGACUCUUCACCUAGUCCCUUUCGAGCGACACUCUCUCAUGGAACGUUGUGAGAUUCGAACUGUGUCUUUGCAGGUUGUGGACAGCAGUGGAAAAGAAACCACCAUCCCUCCAGACUCAGCAGGCAUAAGGGGAAUCAAGAAGCUUGUGAAAGAGGUAUUGAGGGAGAAAUGGGAGCUUGAGGACGUGCACGUUCAGGCUGCACUUUUGGACUCGAGGCAGAAAGAUCACUUAGACUUGUUUGAGGUUCCUGUUGCUCAAAUAAAAAGAGCACAGAGUGGCAUGAGAAGGAUGAUGCUCACUGUCGGUGCAAGAGUGGAAGGAGAGGUGAGUAAGGAAGGUUUCAGAGAAGUUGUAUCAGAAAAAGAACGUUCUCCACGACCAUUGAAAAAACGAAAGGUGGAUGAGACGAAACCGCGUACUAGAUUGUGCAGCUUUGAUGAAGAAGAUGAAGAUAUAGAUGCGGCUGCGGGCAAUGCGCCAUUGACUAGUGAAGAGCAGAUACAGAAGGAGCUCGAUUAUUAUUGGAGCCUGAAGUUGACAAAGGAUGAGAAGCGAUCAUUCGAGAUUUUGGCUUGGUGGAAGGCAAAAGGGGUUGUAGAAGAGCAAGCCGCCGCCAUACUUCAAGAGAGAAAAGAGAAGGAGACUAAGAAGGAGAUGAUUAGGCAGGCCAAGAAGUUGGCCUUACAGGAGGAGCAAGCGGCGAAGAGGAAGAAGUUGGAGGAGGAAAUGGGGAGAUUAAAGGAGGAGGAGGAAGAAAAGAUGAAAGCAGUAGAAGAAGAACAAAUAGAAGAGGAAAAGGAGGAGGAGCCCCUGAUCAGAAGAAGCGCAGGGCAGAGAGGAGAAUCCAGUGGCACAAAGGAGGAUUCAUGGUUGGAGAAGAAGGUUUCCGAGUGGGUGGCGAACUUAUCCCUAGGGGAAGAAGAAGAAGCUAUGUUGUAUGUUUCCAGGGAGGAGAAGGAAGCAGUUAUCAGGGAGUUGGAAGAAGAAGAAGACCCCUUGAGACGCCAGACGAUUGAGGAGGAGAAAAAGUUACAGUGGAAGUUGCAGAUGAAGGCGAGGAUAGAGGGCACAAAGAAGUUUUGCACAGGCGCCAUUGAGGGCGCAAAGCUGGACACUCCAAAGGAGGAGGAGGUACGCCCCCGUAGAGAGCCCGUGAAGAUCAAGUUUCCUGAACCCUAUAGUGGGAAGAAGGAAGAAAACUUCGAUAACUGGGAGCUGUUCGAGCAAUCACAGUACACUUCGCCAGUGCAAUGCAUAUUGUUCACUCAACUGCCGGGAGACUCAACAUACAUUCUCACCGUCUGCACAACCGGGGUCAACGCGCAUGCAAGCCUGUGGGUGUUUGGCCCACGAGACGGAGAAAGCUUCAGUGGCAGGGGGCUGCAGUGCAGCAGUCCGCCAAUCACGAUCUGUUGUGAGAAGCUUGAGAGUGAGCAUGGCCGCGGGGGCCCGCAGUCCACUCACGGCGUCGACGUGGUAGAUCUUCGAGACAAGAUCACAUGGGAGGAGUUGACACGGUUGUGGAAGAAGAGGUUCAUCGUCGACGACGCGCCUGCCCUCGCCAUCAACCGCCUCUUCACCAUGACCCAAGACAACACGGCAACACGAGACUGGCUCACGGAAUGGCAAAAGAUCGCAGCAACGCCGGAUCUGGACUUGCCAUUUACGCAUCUGCGCCGAGAGUUCUACAAUAGGUCAUGUGCUGCACUGAGCCAGGCACUUGGUGAUCGCGAGCAGUACUCAACCUUCGUUGAGAUCAUCGACAAAGCGAGGGAGAUCAUCAAGACUAAUAGGGCGGCUGCACACGAGAAAUCAGCAUGGCAGCCAACCUAUGCGGAGAAGGUAAAGACUGGUCCGCGGCAGCAGCAUUUCGCUGCAGUCCAAUCGGACAGUGGAGACGACCCGGCAGCCACCAAGGCAUCAAGUGAAGGAGAUCAGGUGGCUGUUGUCCAGCCGAGAAGCACCAACAAGUCCCGGAACAAUGGGAAGGCGAAGACCGCAUCAUCGGCUGGAACAGGACAGCCAGCGCCAUGGGUCAAGUUUAACUUGACCGAGGCCAAAUACAAGUACCGUGAUCCGGCCGCCUUGCUAGCGGCCUCCUACACAUCUGGGGAGGAUGCGAAUGUCGCAAGUUCUCGUGUCACUUACGAGGACUAUGCUGUCCACUUGGUCCCACCGCUGGACCAACCACUCCACGUGCAACACUCCACCGCAUGCACGGUUUCAUCUCCAUCGGCAACCGAUUCGGCAGUUCCGCCAUCAUUUACCUCAGGGGAUUCGUCGAUGUGGUCAAGACUUGAAGAGCUCGACCCGUUGACAGUCGCGGACUUCCAGUGGAUGCCCGUUCCCCCGACCGGUCGAYUGUCGAAACCGCAUUACAAUGUGCUCAUGGCACAAUUGCGGGAGUAUUUGCACACUGCAGUACCAACUCCGUUGAUGGACGUCGGAGUAGAGGUUGUCGACCUUCAGGAGUACAUCGCGAAGAUCGACCGCGAGUUCAAGACACAACGGUACGACGACAUUGACGCACCAUUGUUGUAUGUACGCAUUCAGAUCGAAGAGGCGACCUGCAGCGCCUUGAUCGAUUGCGGUGCAACUCGCAACUACAUGAGUCAGGACUUCAUGGUACGCGCCGGCCUUGGCCCACGCGUCAGGAGGAAGUCCCAUCCGACACACGUGACGUUGGCCGAUGGUCACACGCACAAGUCAAUUGACCGGUGCAUUGACAACGUCCCUAUGUAUUUCGCCCCGCAUGCACGCGAGGCCGUGUCCUUCGACAUUCUGGACACUAAGUUCGACAUGAUUUUGGGCAUGUCAUGGCUGCGAAGUGAGGACCMCCCGGUGAACUUCUACCGCCGCACCGUUCACGUUCGUGACCGGGAUGGAGUACUAGUCCCAUGCACGGUGCCUCCUCCUCACCCUUCGAUCAGCUGUCACGUGGUGUCCACCGCAAGUAUUCGAGGUUUCAUCAUCAAGGAUGACAUUGAGGAGAUGGGGGUGUGUUUUCUCCACGCCCUCCCGCCCCAGGACACCCCAUUGACGGACGCAUCAUCGGACCCACGCAUCACUGAGUUUCUCGCCACUUAUAGUGACGUGUUCGAGGCCCCGCAUGGAGUAGUACCGGAUCGGCCCAUCUGCCACGAGAUCAUCCUCGAGGACGGGGCUGUACCUCCGCGUGGUUGCAUCUACCGAAUGAGCGAGGAAGAGUUAAGUGUGCUACGGGCACAACUCGACGACCUUCUGGAGAAAGGCUGGAUUCGRCCUAGCUCUUCGCCAUACGGUGCGCCUGUUCUCUUCGUCCGGAAGAAGAACAAGGAUUUGCGGUUGUGCAUUGACUAUCGUAAGCUCAACGCGCAGACGGUCAAGAAUGCCGGCCCUCUCCCACACAUCGACGAUCUCCUGGAGCGACUGGGCAGCGCCAAGUUCUUCUCCAAGUUGGACCUCAAGUCGGGUUUUCACCAACUUGAGAUUCGCCCGGAGGACCGAUACAAGACCGCGUUUAAAACGCGAUAUGGGCAUUUCGAAUGGCUGGUCAUGCCGUAUGGCCUUACGAAUGCCCCAGCCACAUUCCAGGCGGCUAUGACAUUGGAGUUUCGACACAUGCUGGAUCGUUUCGUACUCAUCUACCUCGACGACAUCUUGGUGUACAGUCGGAGUUUGGACGAGCAUGUGGAGCACCUGUGCACCGUUCUGGAACGGCUACGACAGACCAAGUACAAAGCCAACCGCGACAAAUGCGAAUUCGCGCAGCAAGAGCUGGUGUACUUGGGACACUAUGUGACGCCGCAAGGCAUCCGUCCGCUUGCGGACAAGAUCGAGGCCAUCCGCGUAUGGCCCGAGCCCACCAACACCACGGACGUUCGUUCAUUCAUGGGGUUGGCAGGCUAUUAUCAGCGUUUCAUCACCGGAUACUCAAGGAUUGYCRCACCUCUGACGAGACUACAAUCGCCAAAGGUGUCAUUCGUAUUCGAUGACGACGCGCGCCAGGCUUUCCAAGCACUCAAAACGGCCAUGCUCAUGGCACCCGUCCUUAGCAUCUACGACCCCACUCUGCCUACGAGAGUGACGACUGACGCUUCCGGUUACGGCAUUGGGGCAGUCUUGGAGCAGCACGACGGCGAGGAUUGGCACCCUGUGGAGUAUUUCAGCCACAAAGUGCCUCCCAUCAAUUCUCUGGAUGAUACAAGGAAGAAGGAGCUGCUUGCGUUCGUCAUGGCUCUCAAGCGAUGGCGGCACUUCCUUCUUGGGCGUCGUAGGUUCACAUGGGUCACGGACAAUAACCCAUUGACCUACUACAAGACGCAGGACACGGUGAGCAGCACGAUUGGACGGUGGAUGUACUUCAUCGACCAGUUUGACUUCACACCGAAACACGUUGACGGCCUCUCCAAUCGCGCAGCAGAUGCACUUUCGCGACGACCUGAUCUUUGCGCUAUGACGCAUCACGCCUUCGCGUUCAACGAGGACCUCCAACGACACUUCAUCAGGGGCUAUCAGUCUGACCCAGAGUUUGCUACGUUGUAUGCGCAGCUAUCUUCGGAUCACCCGCCGGCCAGCCACUAUCGCAUUGCCGACGGGUACUUGCUCCUCCACUCGAGAGGCAAGGACUUACUGUGUGGCUGUGACCUGCAUGAAAACUGGGCUCGAAAUCCACGAUUUGUGAUCGACACCUACGGCAAGAAGGGGAGGUUUCUCAUUGGCCUUGCGAGAGUCCCUCGAGUGUGGAUAUCUGGCACUUCAUUGGAGAGGAUGAUUGGCUUUUAUAUCCUCAAAUGCAACAAGGCAGACGGGCACGUGCACGCAGAGAAAGCUGAUGUAAUUGCAGCCGCCUCCAGUCCACUCCGGGAAGCAGCGCCGUCAGUCCCCCGCUACGAGCAGCGCCGAACUCUCCGUGCAUAUGCAUCAUCACCGACGCUGAGCUCUGGAGCGACCAUCGCCGGCUUCAACCCUCCUCGAAGGUGAGUCUUCACCAGCCCUCCUGCCCUCCCUCGAAUUCACCUCCUCCUCCUCCUCCUCCUCCUCCUCCUCCACAUCUUCCCCUUCCUCCUCCUCCUCCAUCUCUCCUCCUCGUCUCGGUAUUGUCCUUUCCUUUUUUUUCCAUAGUAUCGGAUCCUGUACUCGGAGCUUUGCAAGUAUCUCAGACUAUCUCCUCGUCUUCUCCGCAACCUCCUCGUCCCCUCCUCCAUCUCUCCUCCUCGUCACUUCCUCCACUUCUCAUCAGCGUCCCCUCCUCGUGUAUCUUUUGUUCUCCUCCUCCUCCGGUCCUCCUCGGCCUCCUCCUUGUCAAGGUCUUGUCACCUUUUCUUGUGUGAACUUCGAUUUGUGCUGGUAUCACCUCCUCUACCUUUAGUCAUCCAUCUUUCCUCGUACUCCUCCUCCGUCCCUCCUCGUCCAUCUUUCCUCCUCCAUCGCUCCAUCUCUUCUCCGCCAUCUCUCCAUCUCUACUCUUCCACCUCUCAUCCUCCUUGCCGCAGCCUCGUCACUUUUUGUUUUUCCUUUUUUUAAUGGAAACUUUGAAAUUCGAACGGUGAUGGUAUCUCGUCGGCCUCUGAUGGCAUCUCCUCGUCCUCCUCCUCCUCUGUCUCCUCGUCCUUCUCCUCCAUCCCUCCUCGUCCGUCUUUCGUCCUCCAUCACUCCAUUUCCCCUCCUCCACCUCUCCUCCUCCUUGUCACCGCCUCGUCACUUUUUUAUUUUAUUUUUUUAAUGCAAACUUUGAAGUAUGAACUGUGACGGUAUUUCCUCGUCGUCGUCCUCCUCCAUGUCUCCUCGUCCUUCUCCUCCAUCCCUCCUCGUCCAUCUUUCCUCCUCCAUCUCUCCUCCAUCUCUCCAUCUCCUCUCCACCUUUCAUCCUCCUUGUCACGGCCUCGUUAUUUUAUUUUAUUUUUAUGGACACUUCGAAGUUCGAACUGUGAUGGUAUCUCGUGGUUGUCCUCCUCCUCCUCCUCCAUCGUCCAUCUUUCCACCUCCAUCUCCUCCUCCACUUCUAAUCCUCAUCACAGUUUCGUCACUUUUUUCUUUGUCAUUACUGGAAACUUCUCUAGUUCGAACUGUGAUGGUAUUUCGUCCUCCUUAUCACGUCGUCGUCGUUGUCCUCGUCCAUUUCUCCUCCUCCUCACCUCCUCUUUCUCAUCCUCCUCCAUCUCCUCGUCUUCCCUUUCCAUCUCAUCUCGUCCUUGUCACGCCCUCGUCACUUUUUUUCUUUUUUUCUUUUUAAUGAAACUCUGAAAAUAGA